ACUACUACUACUACUACUACUACUACUACUACUACUACUACUACUACUACUACUACUACUACUACUACUACUACUACUACUACUACUACUACUACUACUACUACUCCUACUACUACUACUACUACUACUACUACUACUCCUACUACUACUACUACUCCUACUACUCCUACUACUACUACUACUACUACUACUACUACUACUACUACUACUACUACUACUACUACUACUACUACUACUACUACUACUACUACUACUACUACUACUACUACUACUACUACUACUACUACUACUACUACUACUACUACUACUACUACUACUACUACUACUACUACUACUACUACUACUACUACUACUACUACUACUACUACUACUACUACUACUACUACUACUACUACUACUACUACUACUACUACUACUACUACUACUACUACUACUACUACUACUACUACUACUACUACUACUACUACUACUACUACUACUACUACUACUACUACUACUACUACUACUACUACUACUACUACUACUACUACUACUACUACUACUACUACUACUACUACUACUACUACUACUACUACUACUACUACUACUACUACUACUACUACUACUACUACUACUACUACUACUACUACUACUACUACUACUACUACUACUACUACUACUACUACUACUACUACUACUACUACUACUACUACUACUACUACUACUACUACUACUACUACUACUACUACUACUACUACUACUACUACUACUACUACUACUACUACUACUACUACUACUACUACUACUACUACUACUACUACUACUACUACUACUACUACUACUACUACUACUACUACUACUACUACUACUACUACUACUACUACUACUACUACUACUACUACUACUACUACUACUACUACUACUACUACUACUACUACUACUACUACUACUACUACUACUACUACUACUACUACUACUACUACUACUACUACUACUACUACUACUACUACUACUACUACUACUACUACUACUACUACUACUACUACUACUACUACUACUACUACUACUACUACUACUACUACUACUACUACUACUACUACUACUACUACUACUACUACUACUACUACUACUACUACUACUACUACUACUACUACUACUACUACUACUACUACUACUACUACUACUACUACUACUACUACUACUACUACUACUACUACUACUACUACUACUACUACUACUACUACUACUACUACUACUACUACUACUACUACUACUACUACUACUACUACUACUACUACUACUACUACUACUACUACUACUACUACUACUACUACUACUACUACUACUACUACUACUACUACUACUACUACUACUACUACUACUACUACUACUACUACUACUACUACUACUACUACUACUACUACUACUACUACUACUACUACUACUACUACUACUACUACUACUACUACUACUACUACUACUACUACUACUACUACUACUACUACUACUACUACUACUACU
Sabethes cyaneus is the source of this 1500-nucleotide messenger RNA. Its product is annotated as mucin-5AC-like. The annotation marks the transcript as partial. The record is from RefSeq and is a predicted model, not a curated record. The transcript has a single exon. Lineage: Eukaryota; Metazoa; Arthropoda; Insecta; Diptera; Culicidae.